AUGGAGCUACCGACAUAUACCAAGCAAUGGCACAACGAUGUGUAUCCAGACAUUGACGCGUAUCGACCGGAACUCUCUGUCAACGGCAAAAGAGUCGUUGUUACAGGAGGUGGUGGAGGCAUUGGAUCAGCGACUGUCGAAGCAUUCGUUGUCGCGGGUGCAAUGGAGGUCGUGAUACUGGGCCGAACAAAGCAGACUCUAGAAGCAACCAAGUCGGUCAUCUCGAGCAAACACCCAAACGCCAACAUUGUCCCCCUUGUGACCGAUAUUGCGCGGCCCGAAAGCGUGACAGAGGCUUUUGCGAGCAUUGCAGGCCGAGGUUUGAUCGAUGUCUUUGUCAACAACGCAGCUUACCUAUCCAUUGGUACGGUUGGUAAUUCAGACCCAAUAGAGUGGUUCAAGGUCUACGAGACCAAUAUCAAGGGAUCCUUGCUUGUCGUUCAAGCCGUCUUGAAGAACAUCAAUACCCAGGGCGGAACCAUCAUCAACGUCAGCUCCGCUGCCGGACACCUGCAGUAUGUGCCUGGCUAUUCGGCCUAUGCCACCAGCAAGAUCGCAUCUGCCAAAGCCUUUGAAUAUUUGCAACACGAGAAUCCAGACCUGAAAGUCUUCAACCUGCAACCCGGUAUCAUCGAGUCCACCAGUAUCGCCACGAAGGCUACCCUGCAUAGCGGACUAUCCUUUCCACAACAGGAUACUGUUGAGCUACCAGCCAACUUCAUGGUGUGGUUGUGCUCGCCAGAGGCGGCGUUUUUGAAGGGACGAUUCGUCUGGGCCAAUUGGGAUGUGAAAGAGCUGCUACAGAAAAAGCAGCUCCUCGAGAAUGACCCAACUCUAUUGACAGUUGGUUUGUUGGGCUGGCCGCAGUAG
This is a messenger RNA of Cladophialophora yegresii CBS 114405, 870 nucleotides long. RefSeq lists its product as uncharacterized. Gene Ontology annotation, molecular function: oxidoreductase activity. The coding region runs from base 1 to 870 and encodes 289 amino acids. The record is from RefSeq and is a predicted model, not a curated record. The transcript is spliced from 2 exons. Lineage: Eukaryota; Fungi; Ascomycota; Eurotiomycetes; Chaetothyriales; Herpotrichiellaceae. Gene Ontology annotation, cellular component: cytosol.